AUGUCAACAGCAGCAUUUCUCUAUUAUCUUCACGAAUAUGUAUUCAAAUACGGUGGUUCUACACUUAUUAUUGUUGGUACUAUUAGUUGCAUAUUAAAUCUAAUGGUAUUUACUCGCAAUAAUUUACGAAAAAAUCCAUGCACCAUAUACUUGAUUGCUAUCAAUAUUAUUGAUCUUAGUUAUAUCUAUUCGGCCUUUUUUUUGCUCAUACUUGCAUCAGGCUACAAUAUCGAUCCUACUACAUAUAGUACCUUUUUUUGCCGAUUUCGCUAUUAUAUAGGCUUCAUUUUAUUAGUUUAUGAGCCAUCUUGUCUCAUUUUAGCAUCGGUAGAUCGAACAUUAAUUACUUCACGAAAUGCUGCAACAAGAAGACAUAGUACAUGUCGAAUGGCUGUUAUAAACAUUAUUGCUGUAUGCGUAUUUUGGACAAUUUUUCAUAUUCAUGUGUGGAUUGGUAUGCAAAUUCUUCAGUUUGGACCAAAUAUUUUUGUUUGUUAUUUCAACCCAGGUGCAUAUGAAACCUUUAUAUCGUAUUAUACACUUAUGAUUCACGGGGCAGUUCUACCUAGUCUUAUGCUGACAUUUGGUUUUUGGACAUGGAAGAAUCUUCGUAGGGUUCGUCACGCCACACAAUCAGGUCGUACGACAAAUACAGCAGUGGUGACUACUGGGAGACCACAAAUACUUCAAACAAAAGAUCAACAAUUGAUUCGAAUGGUACUUAUGGAAAUUAUGGUUUAUAUUCUUUGCAAAUAUCCCAUUGUAAUCUUCCAUAUCUAUCAAGAAAUUACAGAGUAUAAUGAAAAAAGUCCAGAGCGACAGUUGAUUGAACAAAAUUUAGUGAUAUUAACAAUUUUCACAUCGUCAAUCGAGAAUUGUAUUAGUUGUUAUACAAACGCCAUCGUAUCAAAAACGUUUCGUUUAGAACUAAAACGUCUUUUGAAGAAUAUACUUCAAAUGUUUUGUUGUCAACGAUGUUAG
Adineta ricciae is the source of this 981-nucleotide messenger RNA. Lineage: Eukaryota; Metazoa; Rotifera; Eurotatoria; Adinetida; Adinetidae. The record is from the annotation of a GenBank genome assembly.